This is a messenger RNA of Limulus polyphemus (Atlantic horseshoe crab), 1500 nucleotides long. RefSeq names its product glucoside xylosyltransferase 1-like. The coding region runs from base 319 to 1485 and encodes 388 amino acids. NCBI's taxonomy places the organism in Eukaryota, Metazoa, Arthropoda, Merostomata, Xiphosura, Limulidae. The transcript has 7 exons. Gene Ontology annotation, molecular function: UDP-xylosyltransferase activity. The record is from RefSeq and is a predicted model, not a curated record. Gene Ontology annotation, biological process: protein O-linked glycosylation via N-acetylgalactosamine.
ACUACUUCUUAUUGUUACUCCCAUAUUCAUAGUUAUGCACAACUAAUUAAUGAUAAUGCUAGUGGGUUUUGGCUUUUUACUUUGCUGUUUGAUCUUUUAAUUAAUAAGUAAUUGUGCGCUAUUUUCAUGAACCUCAGAAACAGAAGUGACUAAAAUUUGAUAGUAAUAACAACAUCAAUUUGGAUCAUGAAUAACAAAAACUGAAAAGUUGAAAAACGGCAGUGGUGGUCCAGUCUUUGGGAAGUGUAAUGGACAUUUAUGAAGUUUCACGAAGAGCGAGCUGCACUACAGUAUAACCUUUAAAGCACCGUUAUUCUUAUGUUGGGAUUUUAUACUAUAAAUAUCAUGAUAUCAAGCUUUCAUAGUAAAAAGUUUCUUUCUAGAGUGGCACGCCUUUUGUUUUUUUUUACUGUCAUCAUUGUCUUAAUCAUGUUUCUAUAUAAAAACUUAAAAAAUGGAAAUCCUGUGAUAGAGAAUAAUUUAAGUCAGCGGGGAAAACUGUAUCAGCAAAGCGAAGGUAAAACAUAUAAAUUAUUUCCGACUACUGGAGAGAAAGAAAGUACUAAAUAUGUUUCAGAAAAGGUUAGAAGAAAUUAUGCUGAUACCAAGAGCUCGAAGUUAAUCGUGAAACCUUCAGUGAGGUUUGGUAGUUAUAAUGUUGGGAAGAUGACUGUUUCUGUUGUACUGUGUGGAGACAGACUUAAUCAAACCAUUACGACUUUAAAAUCUGCAGUAGCAUUGAACAAGGGCUAUCUCCAUUUUGUUUUAACUGCAGACCAACCGAAUAUCAAGCUUCUUGAGGAAAAGAUCCUUGACUGGCCCCACAAAGUUCUACAGAAGUUGUCGUUUGAGAUAUAUCCAGUCACCUUUCCUACAGGUGGUGCUGAAGUAGAGUGGAGAAAACUCUUUAAACUGUGUGCAGCUCAAAGGCUGUUUCUUCCAGAGAUCUUACAACAUGUUGACUCUCUGCUGUACGUUGACAACGAUGUGUUGUUUUUACGACCAGUAGCUGAUAUAUGGAGAUAUUUCUCUCAAAUGAAUACUAGUCAGAUGGUAGGAAUGACUCCCGAAAGUGAAGAUUCGGCCACAGGCUGGUAUAACCGGUUUGCCCGUCACCCAUUCUUUGAGCCACUAGGUCUCAAUUCUGGAGUGAUGUUGAUGAAUUUAACAAGGAUGAGAAAGUUCCAAUGGCAUGCUUAUCUAGAUCCAAUUUUUAAAGAGUACAAACUGAAGCUAGUGUGGGGAGAUCAGGAUAUCAUUAAUAUCAUAUUCCAUCAUCAUCCAGAUAAAGUUCUUGUGUUUGGCUGCGAGUGGAACUACAGACCAGAUCAUUGCAUGUAUACCAGUGUGUGUAAGAGUGCAGAAAGAACAGGUGUUGCUGCCAUCCAUGGGAGCCGGGGGGCAUUUUUCGAGACGAAACAACCAACUUUCAAAGCAGUGUUUGAUAUUAUGUCUUCGGUAAGGGUUUGUUCUCUUCAAUUAUAAUAAUACUCAAUUUUU